Messenger RNA from Poecilia latipinna (sailfin molly), 3172 nucleotides. RefSeq names its product sodium- and chloride-dependent GABA transporter 1-like. Gene Ontology annotation, molecular function: gamma-aminobutyric acid:sodium:chloride symporter activity. The record is from RefSeq and is a predicted model, not a curated record. Gene Ontology annotation, biological process: nitrogen compound transport; sodium ion transmembrane transport; amino acid transport. Gene Ontology annotation, cellular component: plasma membrane; axon; cell surface. The transcript is spliced from 13 exons. NCBI's taxonomy places the organism in Eukaryota, Metazoa, Chordata, Actinopteri, Cyprinodontiformes, Poeciliidae. The coding region runs from base 408 to 2186 and encodes 592 amino acids.
AAAAAAAAAAAAAAAAAAGCAUUGCCUAUGUGUGUAACCCAGUGAUGACCAUUAUAAACUGAAUUUGGCUGCAUUGAAUUAUAACUAGUAUGCAUUUUAAUGUAUAAAUCUGAGUCUCCCUACAUGAUUGGGCAGAUUUGAUUAAAUACUUCUGAAUAUGAUGGCAUUUGUAGUGAAUUUGUGAUGCAUAAAUACAUUGAAUUGAAGCUAAUUUAAUAUAUUUCACCUGAUUUGUGCAGCUUUGCAUUGUCAAUUCCUCAACCUGAUGCACUUCUGUCCAUCCAGGAGCCUUCUUGAUCCCAUAUUUUCUGACUCUCAUAUUUGCUGGGGUCCCUUUGUUCCUACUGGAAUGCUCUCUUGGUCAGUACACCUCAAUUGGAGGGCUUGGUGUGUGGAAACUGGCUCCUAUGUUUAAAGGUGUGGGCCUUGCUGCAGCUGUCCUCUCCUUCUGGCUUAACAUCUACUACAUUGUAAUCAUUGCUUGGGCCAUUUACUACCUGUACAACUCAUUUACCACUGAUCUUCCAUGGAGCUCAUGCCACAAUAUAUGGAACACAGAAAAGUGUUACACAAACUACUCCAUUCCAGAUACCACCAAUCUCACCAGCGCUGUGGUUGAGUUCUGGGAGCGCAAUGUGCAUCAAAUGACUGAUGGCUUGGAAAAACCAGGCCAACUCCGAGUGCCAUUGGCAGUAACACUGGCCAUCGCCUGGGUCCUUGUGUACUUCUGUAUUUGGAAAGGGGUUAGCUGGACAGGGAAGGUUGUUUACUUCUCGGCUACGUACCCCUACUUCAUGCUGUUUAUUCUCUUCAUACGUGGGGUGACCCUACCUGGAGCCAGAGACGGAAUCUUGUUCUAUAUCACCCCUGACUUUGAAAAGCUGAAAGAAUCUGAGGUAUGGCUGGAUGCAGCUACGCAGAUCUUUUUUUCCUAUGGACUGGGGCUGGGGUCGCUUAUAGCUCUAGGUAGCUACAACACGUUCAAUAACAAUGUUUACAGAGACUCUAUCAUUGUAUGUUGCAUCAACUCAUGCACCAGCAUGUUUGCUGGCUUCGUAAUCUUUUCCAUUGUUGGCUUCAUGGCGCAUGUGACUAAGAAAGACAUUGCGGACGUGGCAGCCUCAGGUCCUGGCUUAGCUUUCCUUGCAUAUCCAGAGGCUGUAACCCAGUUGCCCGUAUCACCUCUGUGGGCCAUUUUGUUCUUCUCCAUGCUGCUCAUGCUGGGGAUAGACAGUCAGUUCUGCACCGUCGAAGGCUUCAUUACCGCCCUGGUGGACGAGUUCCCCAGAGCUCUUCGAGGCAGACGAGAGAUCUUCAUCGCCGUUGUCUGCCUCGUGUCCUAUGUGAUUGGACUUUCAAACAUCACACAGGGUGGAAUCUAUGUGUUCAAACUGUUCGACUACUACUCCGCCAGUGGGAUGUGUCUGCUGUUCUUGGUCUUCUUUGAGUGCAUCUCCAUAUCUUGGUGUUAUGGUGUGAACAAGUUUUACGACAACAUCGAGGAGAUGAUUGGCUACAAACCCUGUGUAUGGUGGAAAUUGUGCUGGGUUGUGUUCACCCCUCUCAUUGUCGCUGGAGUGUUCUUGUUCAGCGCCGUACAAAUGGUUCCCCUCACGAUGGGAGACUAUGUGUUCCCAGGCUGGGGUCAGGGAGUGGGAUGGCUCAUGGCUCUGUCCUCCAUGGUUCUCAUACCAGGAUACAUGGUCUACAUGUAUCUCGGGCUCAAGGGCACUUACAAGGAGCGACUUCGAAUAAUGUUCCAGCCUCCCAAAGUUGUCAGGAAAUGUCAGGAGAACGGACCUGAACAGCAAGUGGAAACCAACACGGCUAACCUCUCCAGUCCUGCCAAUCCUACCAGCCCCGCUAGCGCCACUAACCCAGCUCCCGCGAACCCAGCCAGCCCGACCAGCACGGCUCCCGUAAACUCAACCAGCCCCGUAACACCUGCCAACCCAGCUCCUCCGCCACCAAACCCAGCCUCGGCUUCUAGCCCGGUAAAUCCGUCGACGACUCCCGCUGCCACUAUUACCACCACUGUCACUACAACCAGUCCGGUUAACCCGACUGUCAAAACUGUUAGCCCGACCAGCCCAGCUCCUAACCCAACUAGCCCAACAGAGCCCGUUAAUCCCCCUAACCCGACAAGUCCGCCCUCUAACCUGACCAAUGCUGAGGCCAAUGUGUAGACAACAACAAAACCCUCAUGGAGCAUGUAGUCAAAAGAGAACAUUACAAAGGACUUCCAAGAUUUUAAUUGAUUCACCUACCUCCAGGGGCAAUUUGUGAUCAAAACAGAUUUUCCAACCAUGCUUAAUUUUUCUGUAUUUGUUAAAUUAAGCCAAUGAUGUCUUAUUGUUGGUUUGCGUUCUGAAAACAAAGUCAAAGACUGUUAGUGUUCACCGAUACAACCGUAAUUCAGAGAAAAAAAAAAUGUAAACAUACUGUGUAAUACUGUGAGAAGAGAAAAAAAAACUAUAGAGUUAUAGAUUAGAGAUUUGUUGAAUAUCUUCAUGAAUCAAGUAAAUACCGUGUGAAUAUAGUAGAUUUAAGUAGUUAAACAAACUUGACAUCGCGGAAGAAUGCAAGGGAUGCUGUCAAUUUCUUUGAGGACGUUUACCAAACCUCACACAGUUGUCUCUUUUUCCAAACUUUGCUCUCUGUGAGGUAAAACUAUAAGCCGCAAGGCGAACUGGGAGCUCGGAGUAAGCACAAUGCCAAUAAGAAGUUCGUGUUUAGGAGCAAUCUGGAGACGUCCAGAAUCUGUUGCAAAAGAUUUUGUGUGUGAGAGAGACUGUUAUUUUUUUCCUUAUUUUUUCAGUGUAAAAAAAAAAAAAAAGAGAGUGAUAAAACUUUUAUGUGAUCAAAGCAUUUUUAGAAUUAUUUUUAAGAUGUUUUAUACUAUGUAUGUUGAAGUGGAGGACCAAAAUCAAUAGGCAGACAAAAGCAAAAACUAUGCCAUUGAGUAUUCGGUUGGCAAAGCACAGGGUACAAAGAAGUACAAUGAACAAAAAAAAAAAAAAAGAGAAGCAGCAGCACACGGUUAGAAAAGUGAUUUGCAAACAUUGACUAUCCCUUAAUGCUGACAGUCAAUCCUGUUUACGUUUUGCAUGCUUUCCUCAGGAACACCAUUGAAAAGUUUCUCAAAUGUCUCCUGAGAAAAAAAAAAACAGAA